Peniophora sp. CBMAI 1063 is the source of this 1773-nucleotide messenger RNA. NCBI's taxonomy places the organism in Eukaryota, Fungi, Basidiomycota, Agaricomycetes, Russulales, Peniophoraceae. The record is from the annotation of a GenBank genome assembly.
AUGAUACCUUCUACCAUCGUCACAAUCUGGACCUUCCUCGUUGGUCGUUCCGAAGCACGCCAGGCUCAGAAAGCUGCCAUACGACUCGCCCGCAACGCGGAGGCCAAUAACCUCAGGCGCGACCGCAAGCGCGAGCAGGACGCUCAUCAAGAAACGUGCGAUGCUCUCGAGGACUCGAAGCAAGCCCAUCAGCUCGAGCGCGAGGCCCACCAACGGACGAAGGACGCCGCGAAGGAAGCCGACAAACUCAAGGACGCUACUCAUCGGCGGGAGACCUCAAACCUGCUCGCUAACUCCGACAAGAAGAGCGGCCGCAUCGAGGAGCUCUUGAAAGCUUGCAAGACCGGGAACUUCGCGUAUUGCGCGUUGGAAGCUGCAUACGACAAGCUCCUGGCAAAGCUCGACGACAUCGACGGUCAACUCAAGCUCAAAGACGCCCAAGUUCGAAAGGCCCAGCGCGAGGCCGAUCAGUUGCGGGAGGAAGUAGGGGACCUCAAGACCACUCAUCAGGCCGAGCGCAUGGUAGACCAAUUCGCCAUCAUCGAGAAGGACGAGCGCAUCGCCAAUCUUACGAACGAACGGGACACUGCCAAUGCAGGCAAGGAUCGUGCCGAGCAACAGCUUGGCGCCGCGGACCAGACCAUCCACCACCUCCGGUCUGACGUCCACGUAUCGCAGCAAUCCACGCGCGACGCCGAGGCCGCUAAGGCGAAGUGCAUCGCUGACUUCGAGGAGCAACGCCGUGUCUUCUCCGACAAGGAGGCACGCCUUACUUCCAGGGCCGAGGCGGCCGAGCAGGGAGAGCGCGAAGCGAAGGCCGUAGCCGCGGAAGCUACCCAUCGCUUUGAUGCUCUCCACCAGGAGCGACUUGCCUCGAAAGAGAGCGAGGAGCAACUGAAGCUCGAGUUCGCCGAAACCCGGGCCAAGCUCUCCGAGACCGAGGACGAGCUCGUCGAUACUCGUCGCCAGCUCGCUGAAACCCGGAACAAGCUCCAGUUUUCCGAAGCUCGCGAAGAAGGCCUCAAGGUCGACAUCGUCGGCUUGGAGGUCGCGCUAUCCUCGGAGCGCAGCGAGAACGAUGAUAACCUUGUGAAGCUUAACGCGGCGCUCGACGAGACCGACACUUUGCGCACUCAACUCGAGGGGACCCAGGCUGACGGGCAGGCUACUAAGCCUGCUGCGCAGCCCCUCUCUGCAAUCGUGUCUCUCGCCGACUCUGACGAAGACUCUCGCACUCCCUCUCUGACGUUCUGCGAAUCGGACGCCUUCACUCGUGAUGGCCCGAAGAACCUCUCAGACGAGUCUUACGUCCCCGCCCGGCCUUCGACGCCUGUAUCGGAUGGUCUCAACGCGCUCACGAUGCCGACUGUCGAGCAUGUCACCUCUGACGCUCGCGCUGUUCACAUCGUGACCUCAACAUCCGCGCUCCCUACCUCGCACCUCGAGCCUGCACGCGACUCGGCCCUCAAGCGCACUCUUGCGUCGCGGCGCCCUCCUCCUGUAACCUCCGGGUUCUUGCAGUCAGUGGAGUUCCGCACAAUGGAGCUCCCUCUCUUCCCCGUCGUCGCGGUGAAGACGUCGGCCGUACGGCCCACGGACAUGCCCGAUAUCUUCUCUCCGUCUUGCCUCUCCGGCUCGACUCGCGCUGGCAAGCGCUUCAUGCGCCACCUCGCUGGUCAUCCUCCCUCCCGGGCUCAUACGAGCCUAGCGUUCCUCAUCCGCCGGUGCACUACUUGGCCGCGCGCGUUCACGUACUGUACGGUCGUCCCAUGA